CAUUUCCACAAUUGAAUGCUGAUUUAGUAAACUAAAACAAAAAUAUCCUGGCUGAAGUAGCCUAUUUAUAGCCAAGACUGUCGUCCUCACGGUGCACUUGAUGCGCGCUUCUUUCUCUGCCUUUCCCGCUGCUGAGCGCCUGUGGGAGCGGGAGUAGUGGCGCUCUAAUAUUUGACCCAAACAGUUUUCAACUUAUUCACAAGCAACACAAAACGGUGACCGCUGCCUGGUGUGCACCGAUACUAUGAAUAGUCGCAGAAAUAGGAUGGGAUUCAUCAUGAAGCCUGAAUUAUAACAGAUGAGAUUGCAAACAAAUAUUAAGCCUUAAAAUUUGAUUUAAACUACUUUGUUGAUGCCAAAUUAGGCAUAGUGCAGGGGGUUUCAGAUCGGCAGUAACUCUGUAGUCCACAAAACGGAAUGAGAACAUUUACAAGGGUAAGUUUAAAAUGAUAGCCCAAACAAUUUGCAAAUGAUUGCUAAGGAAAUUAUAACGCAUUGCUUUUGAAUGUUUUCAUCUUCUUUACUUUCACGAACUGUAAUCAGUUGCAUGUUUUAAAUAACAACCAUGUCAACAUCUCUAACUUGCUGCCUAGGUAGCCUACUUUUUUUUUUUUAUCACAACUCGGGGGAAAAAUAACAUGUUCAGGUUUAUACGUUUCCUCUCUCUCUCGGUGGGCGUUACACCCGUCGUUAUUACAGUGGCAGCAGCUGUCAUUGAGAUCCAACCCCCUGAAGUAUUUCGAACUCCAUUCAAAGACUGCGCAUGACAGCCUGGGGGACAGUGUCAGAGAGGGAAAUUUAAAAACGGUUUCGAGAGACAAGUGCAUCAAUACUGUAACUUACUGGGAUAUUGGCUACCAUAGAUCUAGACCACAAUCAAAAGAGGUUGUCUUGCAUCCCAUAAGAUGAUAGAAAGUGGAAUCACAACCAGAUUGCCUGGGGUUAUGGAAAGUCAGCACGCUUCCCCGCAAGACUUCAGGUUACUCACCACAGACCCCUCUCAGCUGAACAAAGAGGACCUCCCAGGUGACCUGCAGUCCCUGUCGUGGCUGACGUCUGUGGACGUGCCCCGUCUGCAGCAGGUUGGAGCCAGCCGGCCGGACUACAACAGCUCAUCCCAGGUUACUCUGCUGGACCAGCAGGCAGCUCAGAUGAACAGCAUGACGUUGGUUGGGGUCCCAAACUCCAUGAUCCACCUGCAGAGCAACAUGCAGCACAGUCCUUUGGGAAUGAACAACAUGACGCAGUACCCUCUGAAUGGGCAGCUCUCUCCUGGGUUCCCCUGCCCUGCGUCCGUCUACCCACCCUCCACCCAGCAGGUGCUCGCCCUCGCCCAGGCAGGCCAGCAGUGUUCUCCUGUCGGGCUGUAUGGCAGCUACAAUAGUCAGACGCUGUUCUCUCAGCCUCGCAUAGCUCCACACAACAACCAGGACCUGCAUCCAAAGUCCUUCCCCAAGCCUAUCUACUCAUACAGCUGUCUUAUUGCCAUGGCACUGAAAAACAGUAAGACGGGAAGUCUACCAGUCAGUGAGAUCUAUAACUUCAUGAAGGAGCACUUCCCUUACUUCAAGACUGCUCCUGAUGGCUGGAAGAACUCCGUGCGGCACAACCUGUCCCUGAACAAGUGCUUCGAGAAGGUGGAGAACAAGCUGAGCGGCUCCUCGCGAAAAGGCUGCCUGUGGGCCCUUAACCCGGCCAAGAUCGACAAGAUGGAGGAGGAGAUGCAGAAGUGGAAACGCAAGGACUUGCCCGCAAUCCGCCGAAGCAUGGCCAACCCAGACGAGCUGGACAAGCUGAUCACAGACCGGCCGGAGAGCUGCAAACGGAAGAAUAUGGAGCCGGGGAUGACCCGGCUGCCGGUGUCCGGUCCCACCAUCCCCGUGCAGCCGCAGGCGAUGGCCACCCUCGCCCUGCAGUGCCACCCCCUCCACCAGCAACACCACCUGCAGCUGCAGCUGCAUUGCCAGUCCAGGCUGGGCUCCAUCUCGCCGGCCCCGGCUCAGACGCCCCCCCUGCACACGGUGCCAGACCUCUCGCACAGCCCCCAUCCACAGCAGCACCAGGCCAGGGCACACCAUGAUUACUACACCCUCCACGCCGGAGACCUCAAUAAUGAGGUGGAUGCUCUGGACCCCAGCAUCAUGGACUUUGCAUUACAAGGUAACUUGUGGGAGGAGAUGAAGGAUGAUAGCUUUAACCUGGAUUCACUGGGAACCUUCAGCAACUCUCCCCUGCGUCUGUCUGACUGUGACCUGGACACCAGCAACAUGCCCCCGGCCUCCUCCAGCUCUCCCGCCCUGCAGUACCCCGACCUCCAGCUGACAGGGGUCUACACAUCCGUCAGCUCCAUGGAUGCCCUCUCCUCCCAGUACAUGGGCUCGCAGGGGGGCACCAAACCUAUCAUCCUGCUUUAACACACUGACAACCAGGCCACACAUCACCAAAAAGGAUGCAUAUAUUGGAAAGACUAUGGAUAAAAACAACCUCCCCUGACGUAGAUCCCACUUCUGACACCAAAUUAAGGGAGGAUAAUGAUCUUCAAAGACCUGUGUGUAAAAUGUAUUUCUUGUGCUCCAAAACACUUGAAGUGUCUUUCUGAGCUCCUUUGUGUCAGGAUGGCAACUCACGGCCCCUGACAUUUACUCUCCCUGAAUGUGAACUUAUCAAUGAAACACAAGAGACGGUAUCAAGGAUUUUAAAAGGGACUGCUUCCGAUGACUUAUAAAAGGACAACCUUUUCCACAUUUAUAGUCAUCACAAAGGAAGUACGGGGCUCAUAAUAAUAACAAAACAAACAAAAAAAAAUGUGCCACCAUGUAUAUAGUGGAGUUCAAAAGUCACUUUUUCUCCUUUGACCCAUUUUCUACUAGUAUUGUGAAGUCCUCACCAGACCCUUCGGUUAGUGUUGUUAUGAUAGCGGUGUGUCUUUUUGUCUGUUGAACCGUGAUAGGCGGUGUAACGGUAUUGUGUGUCUUUUUUUGUGUUUAUUUAUAUUUAUGAAUGGAAGAAAUACGCUGAUUCUGAUUUUUGUAUAUAAAUACUGCAUUUUGCAAGACCCUGCUGGUAGUGAUUAAAAUGUGACAAGUUCUUAUGCAGUGAAGCCAAAACACAGACAUGUGCCAAUGUUUCCAAGGCAUACAAACUCGAUUUUGAAAAGUGAAUCCAUGUAGAAUCCAUGUUUUCCGCUGUGAUUCGGCUGUUCCAGUUGAAGCAAGAACAUUGCAGAGCAUUUCUGUGUAAC
Clupea harengus (Atlantic herring) is the source of this 3241-nucleotide messenger RNA. RefSeq names its product forkhead box N4 (gene foxn4). NCBI's taxonomy places the organism in Eukaryota, Metazoa, Chordata, Actinopteri, Clupeiformes, Clupeidae. Gene Ontology annotation, molecular function: transcription cis-regulatory region binding; DNA-binding transcription factor activity, RNA polymerase II-specific. Bases 906 to 2414 code for a protein of 502 amino acids. Gene Ontology annotation, biological process: regulation of transcription by RNA polymerase II. The transcript is spliced from 10 exons. The record is from RefSeq and is a predicted model, not a curated record.